AUGCUUCAGGGUCCUCCCCCUGAAGCCCAACCAAAGUUUGCGGUAUUUUCUUUAGAAGAGCCAGGCAAUUGUUCCGAUAACGUGCCAGAUACACAGCUUUUUCUGUGUAGCCCCAACCAACAGGAGGAACACUCUCCUCGCCCUCAUAUACCGGUGUGCGAACUAUCUCCUCGAGGCCAGCAGCGCUUGACAGGUGGGAAGGUCUCAGAAAUGGCUGUAUGCUACACGGAACGUAGCCCAGGGUGCUCAAGCGUUGCGGGCAAUCCCGUUGGCGAGCGCCCUCAAGCGUCAUGCGUCCCUUCACUGUCCACUUCUGGCGACUCCUUCCGUCCUGUAUCUCCUGACAGAUCCAUGGGGCAUCAAGUGCGUGAGCUCUCUUUUGAUUUAAAGGAACAACUGCAUGUAGACACAAAGCGAACACGCACAGGCCCUUCGUGCUGCAGCCUGUGCAAGUCACCUCAGACGACAGAGGGACCGUCGCGCUGUACGGCCGACAAGACUCCAUCGGGACUCCUAACAGGGGAACUAGGUGGCUCCCAUUCUCCCUUGAGGGAACCUGAAAAUAAGGCUUCUCCCGCUGCAGCGGCGCCGGCCGAAGCAGCAGAGGCACCUGCUGCAGCAGGUCAGCCAAGAGCGGCUGGAGAUGAUUGUUGUCUCACGUGUAGCUGCCCUUGUCACAAUGGAAGCAACAGCGGAAGCAAAAUAGUGUGUUUUGAAGGGCCUAGGAGGCCUCCAACAUUCGCAGCCAACCUGGCGGACCUCUGCAAGGCCUUCCCCUCUGUACACCAAGGGCUGAUUGUAUCGCUGCUGGAAACAGCAGAUAACGAUCUGCAGAGAGCCCACGCCCUUGUGCGGGUAGUGAGCGACACAAACACGGGCCUCUACAAUCCCAAAAGUGGAGGCCCCAUGGCCAAGCGGAAACGAUGGCCAGAUGACUGCUUUGACGUCCUUGAGGGGCCGUUAAACACUGGAAGCAACCGCAGGGGUUCUGGUGGUAUGGACAUUGCUGAGGGUACCCCCAAUGGCGCAUUUGCAGUUUCGGAUCAGCAGCAGGCUCUGCAUCAUUCGCAGCAUCCAACUGGGGUAGCACCUCCGACUGCUAGUGUUACCGGGGCAGCUCCGUCAGCAACAGGAUCCGACCCGUCAUCAGGCAAGGGAACCGGGGGAGGGGUGCACCGUGCUCCUGUAGUUUUGGGUAGAGAGCUACUGCCCGAGUCAUGGUGCGAUGAAGUGGCCGAAAGGCUUCUGUGGGCCAUAGUGACAGCUGCCAGUGGGGAUGACGCGAAGGCUAAGGCAGCGGCGCUGCUGAAGGAGCACGCGCAGCAGUUGGCGCAUGCUCAACGGGACGAGCCGUCUCAAGCCGAACUCGCCAAAGAAGCGGAAAGGCAAGAGCUGGCGAAGAGAGUGGAAUUACUGCAGAACGACAAACUGCUUCUCGCCAGAGCGGUCAAGGCCCAACACGAAAAGUUGCAGACGUUGCAACAGAGUCUUGCUGCAAAGACAGAAGAAGCGCGCUACCUUGUGCAGGAGCUCAGCGGUGCGCAGCAGCGCCUUAGGUCUUUGCGCGAUGCCGCAUCAGCUCUUCUGUUGGGUGCAGCCACGGGCCGCAACAACAGUCCCUGUCGUGACAACACUUUCGACAGGCGAGAUUGCGCCUCCGCAGCCACAGACGCUGCUCUGGAUGCUAGCUUGUCCCCGUACCAAAGACAAAAGGCAACAUGGUUCGUCACCCUUUGA
Molecule: messenger RNA, 1737 nt
Organism: Eimeria tenella
Lineage: Eukaryota; Apicomplexa; Conoidasida; Eucoccidiorida; Eimeriidae
Exons: 6
Coding region: 1-1737 (578 amino acids)
Source: RefSeq, a predicted model, not a curated record